AAACUGCAAUUUCAUUCGUAAAGAAAAUUAUAUUUAUAAUAUAGAUACCGUUAAAGGAAUAUAAAUUUUCGAAAAAUAAGCUUAUAUUCGUUUUCACAAAAUCAAUGAAACUGGUGACUUCGAAGUUAACGAAAUGCAAAUUAUGAGCUUGCAGUUUUUUCGAAAUGGAGAGGAAAUAUUUACUCAGUGUCUACAGAUGAAAAGCAUAUUUUAAUGAAGGUUAAAUUCUGUUUUGACUUCAGCUCUGUUCUGGUUUGAGAGAGGAAACAGUAGAAAAUGGAGUCAUCCAACGAAAUGAAGGAAACACAUUUCAUUUGUGAUUUGCAGUUUGAAGUGUUUGAUGAUGAUAAAAAAGUCGAAGAUGGAAUUCAAUCUGAUGAGAAACAGUUCACAUGUGAAACUUGUGAGAGAGUUUUUGCUCUAAAAUGUGAUUUAAAGAGACAUAUUCGUUAUCACGAAUACAGCAACAAAAAACCUUAUUCUUGUGAUAUUUGCAAUAAAGCAUUUUCUUGGAAAUGCCAACUAAGCGAACAUUCCUAUAUCCAUACAAAUGAAAAACCUUAUUCUUGUGAUGUAUGCAAUAAAAAAUUUGCUCGGAAAAGUAAUUUACUUGUACAUUAUCGAACUCAUACAAAUAAUAAAUAUUCUUGUGAUAUAUGCAGUAAAACAUUUUAUCAAGCAAGUAAUUUGAAAGAACAUUUGCUCACUCAUUCAAACGAAAAGCCUUUUUCUUGUGAUAUAUGCAGUAAAGCAUUUUCUACGAAACGUUAUUUAGAUGAACAUUUAUACGUGCAUACAGAUGAGAAGCCUUUCACUUGCACCGUAUGCAAGAAAGCAUUUUCUCGCAAAUAUGUUCUAGCGAAACAUUAUCGUUCUCAUACAAAUGAGAAACCUCACUCAUGUGAUAUAUGCAGUAAAAAAUUUUCCCUUAAAAGUUGUUUAAAUGUGCAUUAUCGUACUCAUACAAGUGAAAAACCUUAUUCUUGUGAUGUAUGCAAUAAAAAAUUUUCUCAGAAAGGCCAUUUAAAUCUGCAUUUGCGUACUCAUACAAACGAGAAACCUUAUUCUUGUGAUCUAUGCAGUAAAAGAUUUUCCCAUAAAAUUAGUUUAGAUGUGCAUUUGCGUACUCAUACAAACGAAAAACCUUAUUCUUGUGAUGUAUGCAGUAAAGCGUUCUCUUCGAAACAUUAUUUAGAUGACCAUUUACAUGUGCAUACAGAUGAGAAACCUUAUGCUUGCACGGUAUGCAAAAAAGCAUUUUCUCGUAGUUAUGUUUUAGUGAAACAUUAUCGCUCACAUACAAACGAGAAACCUUAUUCUUGUGAUCUGUGCAGUAAAAAUUUUUCCCAUAAAGUUAGUUUAGAUGUGCAUAAAAAUGAAAAACAUCCUUGUGAUUUAUGAGAUAUAAGAUUUUCCCAGAAAAUUGUUUUAAUUUCGAAA
Molecule: messenger RNA, 1440 nt
Organism: Argiope bruennichi
Lineage: Eukaryota; Metazoa; Arthropoda; Arachnida; Araneae; Araneidae
Product: gastrula zinc finger protein xLCGF3.1-like
Exons: 2
Coding region: 277-1401 (374 amino acids)
Biological process (GO): regulation of transcription by RNA polymerase II
Molecular function (GO): DNA-binding transcription factor activity; RNA polymerase II cis-regulatory region sequence-specific DNA binding
Source: RefSeq, a predicted model, not a curated record